This is a messenger RNA of Aspergillus pseudotamarii, 2545 nucleotides long. It is a transcript of the gene clf1, whose product is annotated as putative cell cycle control protein (Cwf4). Gene Ontology annotation, cellular component: precatalytic spliceosome; post-mRNA release spliceosomal complex; U2-type catalytic step 2 spliceosome. Gene Ontology annotation, biological process: spliceosomal complex assembly; mRNA splicing, via spliceosome. Gene Ontology annotation, molecular function: protein binding. Lineage: Eukaryota; Fungi; Ascomycota; Eurotiomycetes; Eurotiales; Aspergillaceae. The transcript has 2 exons. Bases 270 to 2282 code for a protein of 670 amino acids. The record is from RefSeq and is a predicted model, not a curated record.
UGCUGAUCUCGGGUGGCGCUACAAACCUAACAUGCAGCUUUUCCGACUCUUGGCUGGCAGAACCAAAAGUUGAUCCAGCAGCAACGACAUCUGACUUGGAGCUGUCCCGAUACCGCACGGUCGGUUAGAAGCUGAUUACUACGCUUUUGGCUUCCGGAGGAGGUACGCUGUCCUCCUAAGGUUAACUUGGGUAGUGUGACCUACCCAACGCCCCCGACUCGAAUACGCGUCGCCGACAAAUUAUCUGCUUGGUAUAAUCUCACCUCACCAUGGAGUCGUCUCGCGGCCCUCCCAGGGUCAAGAACAAGGCCGCUGCGCCGAUUCAGAUCUCAGCGGAGCAAUUGCUCCGAGAGGCUGUCGACCGGCAGGAGCCCGCGUUGCAGGCCCCGACGCAGCGAUUUGCCGAUUUGGAGGAAUUGCACGAGUAUCAAGGUCGCAAGAGAAAGGAGUUCGAGGACUAUGUUCGCCGAAACAGGAUUAACAUGAACAAUUGGAUGCGCUAUGCAGCAUGGGAACUUGAACAAAAGGAAUUCCGCCGGGCGCGUUCUAUCUUCGAGCGAGCGUUGGACGUCCUCCCAACCUCAGUACCGCUGUGGAUCCGAUACAUCGAGGCGGAGAUGCGAAAUAGGAACAUCAACCAUGCGAGGAACUUGCUUGACCGUGCAGUAACGAUCUUGCCCCGUGUCGAUAAGCUCUGGUAUAAAUAUGUUUAUAUGGAAGAGACUUUGGGGAACAUCCCUGGUACCCGGCAGGUCUUCGAGCGGUGGAUGUCAUGGGAGCCGGAUGAGGGAGCCUGGAGUGCGUAUAUUAAGCUCGAGAAGCGGUACAAUGAAUUCGAGAGGGCGCGCAAUAUCUUCCAACGAUUCACGAUUGUUCAUCCUGAACCGAGGAACUGGAUCAAGUGGGCUCGAUUCGAGGAGGAGUACGGGACUAGUGAUUUAGUGAGAGAAGUCUACGGUGCAGGGAUUGAGGCGCUGGGUGAAGACUUCAUGGAUGAAAAGCUUUUUAUGGCCUAUGCCAAGUUCGAGGCGAAGAUGAAGGAGUAUGAGCGUGCACGUGCUAUCUACAAAUAUGCUCUAGACCGACUUCCUCGCUCUAAAUCUGUUACAUUGCACAAAGCUUACACUACAUUCGAGAAACAGUUUGGUGAUAGGGAGGGUGUUGAGGACGUCAUUCUUUCCAAACGCCGAGUCCAAUACGAGGAGCAGCUCAAGGAGAACCCUCGGAACUACGACAUUUGGUUUGACUUUACUCGCCUCGAAGAGACCUCCGGUGACCCUGAGCGGGUACGUGACACAUACGAACGAGCCAUUGCACAGAUUCCUCCGUCACAGGAGAAGCGGCACUGGAGACGUUAUAUCUAUCUCUGGAUAUUCUAUGCCAUCUGGGAAGAAAUGGAAGCCAAAGACGUGGAACGUGCUCGCCAGAUCUAUAAUGAAUGUCUGAAACUCAUUCCACACAAGAAGUUCACAUUUGCCAAGAUAUGGCUUAUGAAAGCCCAGUUUGAAAUCCGCCAGAUGGAGCUCCAAACCGCCCGCAAGACAUUAGGUCAGGCGAUUGGCAUUUGCCCCAAGGAUAAGCUCUUCAGAGGCUACAUCGAUCUCGAGCGCCAGCUUUUCGAGUUUGUACGGUGCCGGACACUGUUCGAGAAGCAAAUCGAGUGGAACCCCUCCAACAGCCAGUCCUGGAUCCAGUUUGCUGAGCUGGAGCGGGGUCUAGAUGAUAGCGAUCGUGCGCGGGCCAUCUUUGAGCUAGGAAUUGAACAACCGACUCUGGAUAUGCCAGAGCUGGUGUGGAAGUCAUACAUCGAUUUCGAGGAAUACGAAGGCGAGUAUGACAGAGUCCGGCAGCUCUACGAGCGUCUUCUGGAGAAGACCGACCACGUCAAGGUGUGGAUCAACUAUGCCCGGUUCGAGAUCAACAUUCCGGAAGAUGAGGAAGAGGAGGAGGAGGAGGAACGGCCAGUCAGCGACGAGGCCAAACGGCGCGCUCGGGCGGUCUUCAACCGUGCACACAAGGUGUUCAAAGAAAAGGAGCUCAAGGAAGAGCGUGUGGAACUCCUCAAUGCCUGGCGGUCAUUCGAACAUACACAUGGGUCCCCCGAGGACAUCGACAAGAUCGAGAAACAGAUGCCGCGUCGCGUCAAGAAGCGCCGCAAGUUGGACGACGACCGGUACGAGGAAUACAUGGACUACGUGUUCCCGGCCGACGAUCAAUCAGCGGCAAACUUGUCCAAGCUGCUGCAGAGAGCACAUGCCUGGAAGUCUGGUCAGGCUCCAUAGGCUGGAUAUUCACCAGAAAGGUAAAGAGUUGUGUGUUUUAUAUGUGGGCUAUGGGCACAUACCAUGGGAUAAGUUGUCGAUGCAGUUUAUAUCAAAAUCAAGUAGAAUUAAUCCCAAGAUAAUGAUCAUGAAUCAUAUUCCAUCUAUAAGUCAAAACCGUACUACCGAGGGGAUCAGUGUGAUUUAGUAUAAAAACUAUUCGGAUGACCAUGGCGGGGGCAACGAUUUAUAAUUAAUAUGUACUAUCAUUCUUUAGGUCAUUU